Molecule: messenger RNA, 1632 nt
Organism: Brenthis ino (lesser marbled fritillary)
Lineage: Eukaryota; Metazoa; Arthropoda; Insecta; Lepidoptera; Nymphalidae
Source: the annotation of a GenBank genome assembly
AUGAACCAGAGGGUAAGUGAGAGGUGGUGCUAUCCUCACAAUGUAGCCAUUAGUGGAGGGGUGAGUCUCGGCUUCGUGCGUCGCUGCGCACGUUACCGCCUACAGUUGGCGUUGGGCUGCCGAACGGGCAAGACCUCUGAACCGGUACUGGACCACGUGACACGUCGAACUUCACGAAACUUUUUAGCGGCACUUAUGCCGCUUUUACACCGGGAUAACAGUCGCGGUGGCGGCGGUUCGCGUGAGAACCGUCGCUCGCUAGCAGAGUUUUUGGGUCUUGAUACUACUCAGCUUGCUGAAGCUGCGGCCCCGAAAACUACGAGAGAUAACGAGGGUGGGGAAAAUGAGUGGCGAUGGGAGACUCCUAGCAGUCCAGAAGCAGGGCAAACUCCGCGCUCGCUGGUCCCAUCUACGUGCUUCCCACCGCGACAUCCCACUGCUUACGCGAGUUACAGCGAGAGCGCGAGACCGGGCGGCUGGGACAACCCCGGCCAAGGGAUAACCGACCUUGUAGCAUCUUUAAAGGCCCUGGCGAUGCCUCCGGCGGCGAGCGCGCGCACUAACAACGCCUACCAGACUCGGCUUAGUUGCGAUGCACUAGAAUCUACGGACACUCCCUGGCCGCCCGAAGGCGCCCGCGCACACAAUCGCGAGGAGAACCGUGUUUUGCCACGCCGUGCUUCAUUUUGUGGCGUGGUGCCGUCCCGCGACGCGGCGCACUGGUCGGGCACGCUGCCGGCGCGCUGCCUCGACCCCGCCGGCAGCUUCUCGCCCAAGGUGUUCCUGGGCGGCCUGCCCUAUGACAUCGGCGAGCAGGCGCUCAUGCACGCGCUGCGGCACUUCCAGCCCGUACGGUAUGCCUCUGUUACAUCGUUACAUCACCUGAUAGUUUUGCUGGUACCUGGUAUCCAUAACACAAGCCUCGUAGCUUACCAUGGAAGUGUCGGCAGCGUGGAGUGGCCGCGGCGGCGCGGGGGCGGCGCGGGCGCGGAGGGCGCGCGCGGCUGCGCGUACGUGACGCUGGAGAGCGAGCGCCGCGUGCGCGCGCUGCUGGCGGCCGCGCGCCGCGACGGCGCCGACUGGUACUACCGCGUCGCCUCGCGCAACAUGCGCACCAAGGAGGUGCAAGUGAUCCCGUGGGCGGUGGCGGACUCCAACUGGGUGGGCGCGGGCGCGGGCGCGGGCGCGGGCGGGUCGGUGCGGCUGGAGCCGGCGCGCACGGUGUUCGUGGGCGCGCUGCACGGCAUGCUGUCCGCCUCCGCGCUCGCCACCAUCAUGAACGACCUAUUCGACGGCGUGGUCUAUGCGGGUAUAGACACUGACAAAAACAAAUACCCGAUCGGAUCCGGGCGCGUCACCUUCAACAACGUGCGCUCGUACGUGCGCGCCAUCUCCGCCGCCUACGUGCAAGUAGACCCAUAUUUGGAAGACUCUAUGUGCUCUGUGUGCAACUUGCAACAAGGACCUUACUUUUGUCGCGAACCAGUUUGCUUUAGAUACUUCUGCCGGUCGUGCUGGGCGUGGCAGCACGCGGGCGAGCGCGACGCGCACAAGCCGCUCAUGCGCAACUCCAAGGCGCUGCCCGCCGCCGCCGCGCCCGCCGCCAGCGACGGUGAGACCUGCACGCUUUCA